This is a messenger RNA of Agrilus planipennis (emerald ash borer), 1362 nucleotides long. Its product is annotated as cilia- and flagella-associated protein 298. The coding region runs from base 181 to 1074 and encodes 297 amino acids. The transcript has 2 exons. The record is from RefSeq and is a predicted model, not a curated record. Gene Ontology annotation, biological process: regulation of cilium movement. Lineage: Eukaryota; Metazoa; Arthropoda; Insecta; Coleoptera; Buprestidae.
CUAAUAUUAAUUUGUCCUUGAGAAUUUCAAUUGCCCUAUGAAGAUAACUACUUUCUGUAACCAAAGCAACGGUUUGGUAAGUUUAGUCAAUAUUUUAUUAACGAAAUAUACACUGUCGUCAAGUCAAAUGCGAAAUAUAUUUUCAAAUGUCAAAUUGAAAUAUUCCAUGUUCAUUUACUAAUGUUAACAAUGGUACUUAUUUACAUUAAACGUAAUGAUCAAAACAAGUUCAUUUAUGAGACAUGUCUCAAUACUAAAAUUGAUGAUUUGGCUCAGUCACUUGCUACAAUAUACAACGGGUGUUUGAAAGUAGAUCGCAUUUGUGGAGAACUAGAAGAACUAGCCAAAUAUGGCACGCUUUAUCCACCUGAGAUUUUGGGACUUACAGAAGAACAAGUUAAAGAGCUCAAAAGAGAAGACUAUUGGGGCGAGAGGUGUAUUCCAAGUGGCGGUUAUGAUUUAGUGAAGGAUCCGAUCGGACGCAGAAAUGGAAAACAACCCAAAAAGGAUAUGCAAGAUUUAUUAAAUAAAACUAUAAAAGAGGCAAAGGAUUUAAUUUCGCCAAAGAUUCUUGUUCCUCAAGGAAUACGUUUAACGAUGAAAGUUGUCCAACAGGCGAUUGAUUUAUUGAGAGGCGCGGUCAUGAUUGUUUAUCCCAUGAAACUACCUCCUCAUGAUGUUAUCAGAAUGGAACUAGAAAAUAUAGAAGAUUUGUCUGGAACGCAAGCAUCUUUGGAAGUUAUAGAUCCUGCAAGCGCUCAGUUGUGGUUUUGCGGAAAGGAGAUGUAUCGAGAUGGAAAAACAUUAAGAGAUUAUGUCGGAAAAAUAGAAAACUGCAAGGUUACCAUCAAGUUGUCUAAAAGAGGUGAGGGGCCACCUGCAAGAGAACCAAUAAUGUCGGAAGAACAAAGAAAACAACUGAUGGCGCACGCUUUUCGCAAACAAGAGGAACUGAAAAAAUUGGAAAUGGACGAAGAUGAUAGUUACCUUAACUCUGAAUGGGCUGACAAUAAUAAUCUCAAGCGCACAUUUCACGGUUUGAAUAACAUUUACUGGAAACCCGGAAAAAAAUAAAAACGGAACAAACUUUGAUCGAAUAAUGCACAAAUUUUCUCAUUUAUUUUUUUGUUUAUGCACAGGUUAAUGUGAUUAAAGUUGCUCGAUUCAACAAAUUUCCCUAAUUUUCAGACUAAAAGAAAUGUUUAUAUCAGGUUUUAUGAAGGAUGCAGAUACAAAAGCAGCAUUUACUCAAAAAUCGUCAUGACAGUGUAUGAUAUUAUACAAUCUUCUUUAUAGUUUCAUGGUGUUGUAUGUUUUACUGUAAAUCAAGGAAAAAUAAAAUCUAAAGAAACCUGCUACUAA